Seminavis robusta is the source of this 3141-nucleotide messenger RNA. Lineage: Eukaryota; Bacillariophyta; Bacillariophyceae; Naviculales; Naviculaceae. The record is from the annotation of a GenBank genome assembly.
AUGUGCCAACCUGCUGAAGACCACACCAAAGAGUCUGACGAUGAGAGUCUCAGUCAGGACAACCAGAAGAACAACCAAAAGAAGAAGAACAGCAGCACACGAAAUGACACUAUCCGCCCCCAUGUGGUCAACAAGACAUGGACGUACAUGACGGAAGGUCUGCUGCAUCAAUGGCUCCGUCGCUGUGUCGUCAAGAUGGCUCUCACGGCCGCCACGUAUCCCUUGACUACCAUUGCUACCAUCUCCUUUCUCUCGCUCACUCUGAUUGCCACGGGAUUCUUUACCAACUUUAAAAUUGUCUACAAUCACCAAGAAAUAUUUACACCCUUUGGCAGUUUGCCGGAACAACAUCAUGAAUGGAUCACACAAGAAUCGGGAUUUGCCAUUACCCGACCCUUUCUCGUACUCUUGCAUCGCAAUGGAGAUUCGGUAUUGCAAGCGACGGCUCUGCAAAUGCUGUUCACGGCAUUGAAUACUAUUCAAUCCACACCGGGCUAUGACGAUGCGUGUCAACAAUCGGCAUAUCUCGACAAGGCGACCAACAAGCCGACGUGUAAACUCUCCAGUGCCACACAGUUUUGGAAUCACGACAUUCAACAACUGUUGCAAGAACUCACGCCACUCGACAACAUUACCGCACAAGAUGAAUACAUUACCCAAGUCAUGUCCAAUGCCACAUUUCCCGAUGGAACACCUGUCUUUCACGAAGCCAUUCUCGGAAAUUAUCAAAUGGAAAAUAUUACCAACACAAACAAUGCUACAGGAACAAUCUCCUCCUCUUCUUCUUCACCCUCCUUCUCCAGCAUCCAAUCAUCCCCACAGCAACUACAAAUCUUGACCACGGCACAAUCCUACAUUAUCAGUAUUGACUUUCCCGAACGGGGCGCCGACUCGGAUGCUCUCGAAAAGGUCCUGUUGGAGCGCAUGAAACAACUGCGACUUGAGUGGGAAGAAUCAACGCAAGCUACCGGUGGCGUUGUGCUGGAAUACUUUACCAUGUACAGCUACCUGCUCGAAUUUGAACGAGCCGUCUACAGCGACGUCUAUCUGGUCGUUGUCAUGAUGUUUAUCAUGGUCUCCUUUUGUUGCAUGGUAUUCUACCGAAAAGCGGAUCCCAUUCAAUCUCGCGCACUGGUGGGCCUCUUUAGUAUCACUACCAUUGGCAUGUCGCUCAUGACGGGAUAUGGACUCAUGUGGUGUAUCGGAGUGCCAUUUACCAACAUUUCCAUGAUGGUCCCAUUCAUUAUUGUCGGGGUGGGAUUGGAUGAUACAUUCAUCAUUACAGGAGCCUACUUUCGAAAGUCCAUGGCAGCAUCAUCAUCCUCACGCAACAACAACAACUCGACUUCACGGCAAACUUCAUUGACCAAAAAGGAUCCUGUACGAGAUGGACCCAUUCUAGCGCGAGUCGAGGAAACCAUGCAGGAAGUUGGAUCCAGUAUCUCCUUGACCACCAUUACGACCAUGUUGGCAUUUUGUCUUGGGGCCAUUUCCUCCAUCCCCGCCAUUCGAUGGCUCUGUAUUUAUGGAUUCGUUUGCAUCGGGGUCGACUUUGUCUACCAGUGUACCUACUUUAUUGCCUGGAUGGUACUCGAUGAACGACGAGUCCAAGCCAAACGCAAGGAUAUUUGCUUUUGGAUUUCCUUGGCAGAAGAAGAGGAAGACGACGACGAGGACAAACACCAAAUCAAUAGCAUGCUCAAAUCAGACUCUUCUUCGUCUUUGGAGGAGGAGGAGAGCAAUGACGACAACGCGCAACCAAUCUCCAACCAGCAAAACUUUUCCGAACGAUUCAUGAAAUGGUAUGCCGACAAACUACUCCAACCAGCUGUCAAGGUGUUUGUCUUGAUCUUCUUUACCGUCUACCUGGCAGGAUGCAUCUACUCUACCACCAAACUCACGCAACAAUUCAAUGUGGAGAACUACGUCCCCAAAGGCAGUCAUGUCAAGACCUUCUUUUCCACCUUUGAUGACUACAGUUCUCUCUUUCGGGGCAUUCAAGUCUAUUUUCGCCACGAAGAUCAAUCGGACCCAAUGAUUCAACAACAAAUGAUGACCUACGUGGAUGAGUUGUCCAAGCUGGAUCAGAUUGGCGCACCUCCCGAGUUCUUUUGGCUCCGGGACUUUGCCGAAAUGGCCAAUGCGCCCGAGUUUGCCGAGCAGUCCGCUGCCUUGGGAUUGCAAGAUGCUAGCUUUGAAGAACAGAUUGAUGUGGUGCUAUCGAUCCCAGAAGUGCGGGAUGUCUACGGAGCCGACAUUGUACGUGAUCCCGAUACCGGAUUCAUUACCGCGUCCCGAUGCUAUCUGUACCUUCGAAAGAUCGACAUGCAGUCCGUUGCCAAUCAAGUAUCGUUCCUCAUGGAUCAACGGGAUAUUUCCAAGCGACAACCCAUCAAUAAUCAAGAAGGCAAGACGGACUGGUCUUUCUUUGCGUUUGAUGACAUGUACUUCUUCUUUGAACUGUACGCUGUCAGUGUCCAAGAACUGAUCUUCACCACGGUUUCCGGGGUUGCGGCUGUUAGUGCAGUGGCAUUUGUCUUGAUACCGCAUUGGUCUGCCGUUGCCUUUGUGAUGCCAUUGAUUAUUGCUCUUUAUUUCAUGCUGUUGGGUACCAUGCAAUAUUCCGGUAUUCAUAUCAAUGCUGUUACGUAUGUCAUCAUCGUCAUGGCCAUUGGACUGCUAGUAGAUUUCUUGAUGCACAUGCUUCUCAGGUACUUUGAAUCGAAAGCUACCACCAGACACGAAAAGGUGAAACACACCCUCCAAACCAUGGGAUCUAGCAUUCUGUUGGGUGGAUUGACUACCUUUAUUGGUGUAAUCCCGCUGGCCUUUAGCUCCACAACUGUUUUCAUGGUCGUAUUCAAAUCCUUCCUGGCCAUGGUCUGUCUGGGAUGUGGUGUCGGCUUGAUCUUGCUACCGGUCUUGUUGUCGCUCGUGGGGCCUGAGGGUGUGACACAUGCAGAGCCAAAUGAAAUGGAAGAAGCAUGUUCAACUGUCGUGCUUGACAGCAAAGCUAGUUCGGAUGGCAACGAGGUGACUGCCGAGUCUGAUUCGUCCUCCGAUGACGGUGACAAGAGGAUGCCCGCGGUUAUGUCGACUUCUCCCCGCACUGGUGAAUACGAAACCGUCUACGAAGUUUAG